AUUGAGCGAGCAGACAGGAGGCAGACAACAGCUGACAUAAACGUCCACGUACGACAGUUUGCAAAUGUUUGAUCAUUAUAAACAACACGUAUCUAUCAGAAUAGAAUCAGAAAUAAAUCUCCAGGUAUUAAUAUGAGUGGAGGCUUCAGUUUAUGAGCUCCGUGUGUGUCGGAGAAAAGGAUGCUCGGAUGACGACUUCAGUCCGGAUGAAGGAAGCGCGGAGAGACUGAAACAUUCGCAUCCAUCCAGAGCAGCUCCGACGGACAAUCACAGCGAUGAUGGAGGGGAGAGACGAUUUUUUAUGCGGGGUUGUUGAGGGUUUCUAUGGGAGACCCUGGUCAAUGGAACAAAGGAAGGUACUCUUUCAGUGGAUGCAGAGAUGGGGUUUGAACACAUAUCUUUAUGGUCCAAAAGAUGACCUGAAGCACAGGUUACUGUGGAGAGAGGUUUAUUCUGCAGAGGAAGAGGCUCAGUUGAAAGCUCUGAUUGGUGAAGCCGAGUCGAGGGCUCUGAGGUUCGUAUACGCUAUCUCUCCUGGUCAGGACAUCGUCUUCUCAAGUUCGUGUGACCUCACGCUGCUCAAACGCAAACUCAGACAGGUGGCAGAACUGGGCUGUCAUGCUUUUGCCCUCUUAUUUGACGAUAUUGAUCACUCCAUGUGCCAGGCCGACAGAGAAGGCUUUUCCUCAUUCGCUCACGCCCAGGUCACUGUUGCCAAUGAGAUCUUCCGUUUCCUGGGGAAUCCACCUGUCUUCCUAUUCUGUCCCACUGAGUACUGUAGUUCUCUGUGCACUCCUAGUGUGUCAAAGUCGCCAUACCUGUUGACAAUUGGGGAAGACCUGCUUCCCGGCAUCUCCAUAAUCUGGACGGGAAAGAAGGUGAUAUCACGGGAUUUGUGUGCUGAUUCACUAGCAGAGGUCCAGUCUGUGAUUCGACGGCCACCCCUCGUUUGGGACAACCUCCAUGCCAAUGAUUAUGACUCCCGACGUGUCUUCCUGGGGCCCUUUAAAGGUCGCCCCCCCGGACUCAGGGCUCAUCUGAGGGGUCUGCUGCUAAAUCCAAACUGCGAGUUUGAAGCCAACUUCAUCCCUCUACACACCCUAGGCAGCUGGCAUAAAGAAGGGAAAGAGGAAAGGAAAGGUGAUGAAGAGGGUUACGGUGUGGAAAGAGCGCUGUCAGUUGCCCUGCAAGACUGGAUGAAGGAACUCAGCCUUCCUCUUCAGCCUGAAAUGUAUCGUCUUCCUUUAGGACGGCAGGUGAGGUCAACAGACCCGAAGCCUUCAUUGUCCUCUGUUAAAUCAAAGUCCUCCGAUAGCUCAGACAAUCAACAUGAAGCCAAGCCCAAAACUUCCAUAACCUCUUCCCGGAGCUCAGGGGCACUUGCUAGCGAUGAGAUCCCAGCUGACCCUGUUACGGACCAGGAUCUGGAAGCCGGGGAGAACCAGGUCUCCAGGAGCUCCAGCCAUGAAAAAACCUCUAGAAGAGGAUUGUGUUCUGGAAGGGCUCCUCUAAGUGAGGCCCAAAUCAGGUUGUUGGUAGGGCUUUAUUAUCUGCCGCAUGAACACGGCCCACCCGCUCAGAGUCUUAUGCAGGACCUCGCGUGGCUCAAAGCCAACUGUCACUGUGUCAGCGUCAACGGCAACGGAAAGAAGACCCCACAGCAGAAGGCAGAGGAAUGGCGAGGCCGUGCGGGCCGUUUCCUGGCUGCGUGUGAUGAUGUGGCAUUACUACACAGUGCUAUGGUAAACAGCAUCAAUAGAGCUGUUCUCUAUGACCUUUACCCUUACAUCUGGGACCUGAGAAACACCCUGCUGGUGGCCAAGGCUUUCAUAUGCUGGCUAGAGGGUCGUAUAAUGAGUGAAAGUUCUCAACUUGGCUCCUGGAAGAACUGCUUCCACUGGUGUGGAGCCUCCUCAGGGGCGGAGCUACUGGGCAUGGAGGCGGAACCGUGGGUAUUUAAGGGAGGACUAUCUGGAGAAGUGCAGAUGCUUAUGCCUGUGGGGACCAGCCGGGAGUUAUUCAGUCACCCUCCUCCUCUUUUUCCCACCUGUCGACUUUAUAACAUACGGCCUUUCCAGCAGAAAGACAAGGUGGCGCUGUACCGAAUGGUACAUCAGUUGUACCAAAUGGGUAAAGGGAGCCAGGAUGCUACCAUCUCCCAUCCAGACUUUAUUGGGGAUAGGUGUCUGGGUGCGUCUCUGGCAUUGUGCCCCGAGUACAGCUUAGUCUUGGAGGAUGAACUGGGUGUGUGUGGGUGUGCUGUGGGCAUCCUGGACGUGCGCUCCUUUGCCAAACGAUGCCAGGCAACCUGGCUGCCUGCUAUGAGGGACAAAUAUCCGUCACUCCCUCGUGGACAUGCUGCAACAAAGGAAGCGCUGCUGUAUUGCCAUGACGAGCAGGACUACCCAGACUCCCAGCUGUAUCAUUUCCCAUCUCAGCUCAAGCUUGAGGCUCUUCCUGAACUGGUGGACUGCAGCGUCAGUCGUAGCCUCAUCACGGCUCUGCUGACAGCCCUCAAAGCUAACAGUUCGCAGGGUGUAUUUUGCGAGGUCCAGCCUACAGAUGGCUCACGAAUAGAAUUUUUGACAAAGCUUGGAUUUCUGGAGAUCCUUCGUGGCGAAGCACGUCCCAGAGAAGGUGUAGUUUUGGGGAGGCUGUUGUAAAUGAACACCAAAACAAACAGGAGGAAUGAUCACAUUUGAGAUGAACGUUAAUAUGUCUAGACCUUGAGCCAGGGUUCAAGUUGCAUCAAGUGGCUAAAAAUAAAGAAUGUGUAGAAUUGUAUUAGGGUCUAUUCACAAAUCCAAACUCUGGGCACAAAAAACAUGCAUGGCAAGAUUUUUUACAUGAACCAAUGCUGUCAGUCUCUAUUAACUCAUUCACACAAAGUCUGAAAUAUGGUGAUGAGCUGAUCUGUCUUUUUUGGGGGUUCAUUUUUAUUUUUAAGGAUGUAAAAAAUGUUUAGAGAAAAAAAACAAAAAACAGGCAUUGAGUGUGAAUUUAUCUUUUAUACUUUUGUGUUGCGUAGACUUACAGGGCUUUGGGCUUCAUGGUUAUAGUUCUGAUUAUGAUGAAACAAUAGAAAAAAAUUAGAGCUAAACAGUCAUCACUUGUUUACAGCUUUUCUUCACUAAUCAAAACUGAAAGGGAACUCCAUCUGUUGCUUUCUCUGCGCAUGUGGAGCUCCUGUUGGUUUACAUAAGUCUUUGGCUCUUUGGGAAGAAUGAUGUUUUUAUCUAUAGUGUCUGUAUUGCUGUGUGGAUGUAGGGGCAAAAAGCACAAUGUUUCUCUUUUGUAUUCAGCAUGCACACAAUCAUUCCUCCAGCCAGUCAUGGACAGGCUCAGGACAUUUAUAAAGCAGAUGGAGACUUUGCAGACACAUAAAAAUGCUCCUCCAGUGCAUCGAAAGGCCCUUGACCUUAAUCACUCCUACAAGAAUAAUGAGCCACGGUGCAUCUUGAAGGGUUUUGAUAAUACACAACUCAUCAUUCUUUAAUACACACAUGCACUAAUUGUAUGCACGUCUGUACACUUAUAUGCCUUUCAAACUUUUACCAACAGCCUUCUUCAAUCGCCAUGGCAAUCAACAAAAAAAAACCACAAUCAAUUUUGGCGAUGUUAGAUAUUGUUUAAUGACGUUUUUUUGUACACUCAUGGUAAAUGAACUUUUGAUUUUGCAUGUUAACUUAUUUCAACUUUUUUUUAAGACUUUCAUUAUUGUAUAAUGGAACAUGUUUACAGCAUUCAGAUAUUUUCUUUCUCGCAAACACUUUGUGCGUGUGUAUGGAUGUGCACAGCGCUAUAUAACAUUUAUAAAAUAUUAAACUCA
Triplophysa rosa is the source of this 3829-nucleotide messenger RNA. RefSeq names its product protein O-GlcNAcase. The coding region runs from base 276 to 2663 and encodes 795 amino acids. Lineage: Eukaryota; Metazoa; Chordata; Actinopteri; Cypriniformes; Nemacheilidae. Gene Ontology annotation, biological process: glycoprotein metabolic process. The record is from RefSeq and is a predicted model, not a curated record. Gene Ontology annotation, molecular function: beta-N-acetylglucosaminidase activity. The transcript is spliced from 17 exons.